UUCACUCGUUUUUUGUCUGUGUUCCUCUGCUUUGUUUUGUUUUCAUUCCAUGUGCACCUUAUUUCCUAACACUGCAGCUUCUUCUUCCUUUUCUCUCUCCUUCACAGUUUCCUCAUCUUCCACUAUCAUAUGUUCGCUGCUCCAACCUUUUACAUUCUUCUGCUUUUUCUGAUCGAGCUAUGAUGAAGGACUUGUCUUAAAGAGUGCAGUCUUUUGCUGUUCCUGGAUAAGCAAUGGUUGCGGAAUCAUGGUUUCGCAGCCUGUGGAGGAUUCCUCGGAAGCAUGAUGCUAAUUCUGAGAAGUUGGUAAUUGGAGUAUUAGCAUUUGAAAUAGCAAGCUUGAUGUCCAAGGUGGUUAAUUUAUGGCAAUCAUUGAGUGAUAAACAGAUUGCUAUGUUGAAGGAGGAGAUCACCAAUUCAAUUGGCAUAAGAAAGCUUGUUUCAGAUGAUGAUCUUUUCAUUGAACGCUUGAUCUGUGUAGAGAUACUUGAGAAUAUGGCACAUGUGGCCGAGUCCGUGGCUAGGCUUGGGAAGAAAUGCAGCGAACCGAUUUUGAAAGGUUUCGAGAAUGCCUUUUAUGAGUUUAUCGCUAUGGGUGUUGAUCCAUAUGGGUGGGAAUUUACUGGCAAGAAGAUGGAGAAAAAAAUUAAAAAGAUGGAAAGGUUUAUAUCAACUAAUGCAAGUUUGUAUCAAGAGAUGGAGGUGCUUACUGAUCUUGAGCAAACUUUUACAAGAAUGAAGGCUAAUGUUGAGUCAGAUGUGAUAAAUUUAAUUGAGUAUCAGAAAAAGGUUGCAUGGAAGACACAAGAGGUGAAGCACUUGAAGGAUAUUUCUCUGUGGAACCGGACAUACGAUUACACAGUACUUCUUUUAGCAAGAUCCUUGUUCACAAUAUACAGAAAGAUAAACCAGAUAUUCGGAAUUCAUGAGAUGGUUGAUGUUGGUGGAAUCAACAAUUCAAGUGUCUUAAAUUCAGAUUUCAUUUAUAGAAGUCAAUCGGUUUCUGCGUUAUUGCAAUCUUCAUCCCAACCACCUCAAAAUAAUCUUGCCAGAUUUUCUUCAGGACCCCUUAAUUCUAUUGCUGCUAGUGCUAGAUCAGGUCCAAUUGGUAGAACAAAUAAAACCAGCAUUUCUCAUUCAGGUCCUCUUGGUGACUCAUCCACAAAGUCAGGUCCAAUUUUAGGAAAGCAUACAAAAGUUAAUUAUUUCUCAGGUCCUCUUGAAAGGAAUUUGAAUCAACCAGUCCCAGUUACUGGAACAAAUAGAAAGAGCAAGAUUUGGAAGUUUCAUAAACCCUCGGCCACGGCAGGUGCGAAGGAAACUCACACAAGAACAAAUCGGCUAACUCAAGUAGGACCUUUCAAGGGAUGUAUGGCUUGGGACAGUUCCCCUGUCACUGACUGCCACUCAAGACCAAAUGGUGUUCAUUUUGGAGUUCAGAAUGCAAAAGAAUUUAGUUCAAACCCUCUUGGUCCUGGAAAAGUAAUUCAUCAUACUCAAUCAGUCUUCAAAUCUCUGUGCAAGCUAUUAAACCCUCCACCUGAAACCCUUGGUUCUGCUGCUUUAGCACUGCACUAUGCAAAUGUCAUCAUUGUGAUUGAGAAGCUGGCGGCUUCUCCGCACUUGAUCGGUCUCGAUGCACGAGAAGACUUGUACAACAUGUUACCGAGACGCGUGAGAGCUUCCCUUAAGGACAAGUUAAAGCCAUAUACCAAGACCAUGGCCUCUUCAUCAGGGUAUGACCCGAGUCUAGCAGAAGAAUGGACUCAAGCAAUGUCAAGCAUAUUGGAAUGGCUGGCACCGCUUGCUCAUCACAUGAUAAGAUGGCAAUCUGAGAGGAGUUUCGAGCAGCAGAGCUUCGUUUCCCGGACGAAUGUGCUGCUGGUGCAGACCCUUUACUUUGCAAACCAAGAAAAGACUGAAGAGGUAAUCACCGAGCUUCUUGUGGGUCUGAACUAUGUCUGGAAAUAUGGUAGGGAGCUCAAUGCAAAAGCCCUGGCAGAGUGUGGCAGUUUUAGGGUAGACAAUGAAUAUCCUAAUCUGAAUGGUUAAACAAGUUGUGUUAAGGGCAUGAUCCCUGAGUGUAGUUCCUUGCCAGAAACUAAGAUGAGGAAUUGCAGAAACACCACCAACCACCAGUCUUCUUCAGAUCAUCCAAUGUGAGUGAAAUGGUAGUUAAAGUAUGGGAGAAUGAUCUAUAUGCUCAGUACUGUGAAAAUUUAGUAUCAGAGUGCUUUCUUGGUGAGAAUUUUUUGGAACAUUUGUAGUUAGCUUUCUUUGAUGAGCUCCAAGCUGCUAGAACUUGGAUGGCUGGUCUCAUUUUUUCAAUGUUGGCCUUCUUUCCACUUUUUCUCUUUGAAGAGUUCGUAAAUGAUGUUUAGGGUGUGGAUAUUUAUGAGCAUUAUUAUGUAUUAAAUUGUAUAGCACUAUGGUAUGAUCUUGAAUGGUUAUUUCUCUAUAUCUUCUGGAUUGUCA
This is a messenger RNA of Lotus japonicus, 2474 nucleotides long. RefSeq lists its product as uncharacterized. Gene Ontology annotation, biological process: positive regulation of growth. The record is from RefSeq and is a predicted model, not a curated record. Lineage: Eukaryota; Viridiplantae; Streptophyta; Magnoliopsida; Fabales; Fabaceae. The transcript has 2 exons. The coding region runs from base 234 to 2051 and encodes 605 amino acids.